Rana temporaria (common frog) is the source of this 642-nucleotide messenger RNA. RefSeq names its product vegetative cell wall protein gp1-like. NCBI's taxonomy places the organism in Eukaryota, Metazoa, Chordata, Amphibia, Anura, Ranidae. The record is from RefSeq and is a predicted model, not a curated record. The coding region runs from base 1 to 642 and encodes 213 amino acids. The transcript has 2 exons.
AUGCCCAGGUCAUGUUUUCAGGAUUUCCCUCAGAUGAAACGGAUGUGGUCUUCUUGUCAAACAUCAACACCUGACCCGCCAACACCUGACCCGCCAACACCUGACCCGCCAACACCUGACCCGCCAACACCUGACCCGCCAACACCUGACCCGCCAACACCUGACCCGCCAACACCUGACCCGCCAACACCUGACCCGCCAACACCGCCAACACCUGACCCGCCAACAUCGCCAACACCUGACCCGCCAACACCUGACCCGCCAACACCUGACCCGCCAACACCUGACCCGCCAACACCUGACCCGCCAACACCGCCAACACCUGACCCGCCAACAUCGCCAACACCUGACCCGCCAACACCUGACCCGCCAACAUCUGACCCGCCAACACCUGACCCGCCAACACCUGACCCGCCAACACCUGACCCGCCAACAUCACCAACACCUGACCCGCCAACACCUGACCCGCCAACAUCACCAACACCUGACCCGCCAACACCUGACCCGCCAACAUCACCAACACCUGACCCGCCAACAUCGCCAACACCUGACCCGCCAACAUCACCAACACCUGACCCGCCAACAUCACCAACACCUGACCCGCCAACAUCACCAACACCUGACCCCCCAAAUACUGCUUAA